AGGUGAAGUCAUUUUUUAUGAUUAUGCAUAAAUCUAACAGUGGAAUGAUUUCAGAUCAUUAAGUGUUUAACCAAAUCAUUAACUUUUCCUAAACGGCCAAAAAUAUACAAUUGAAAUAUUCUUUGUGACAUUUCUGAAUUUCUCUGAAUAAUCCUAAAAAAAAGUGUAACGUUUCUAGACUCAGACCAAUUAUUCAAAAAUCUGAAAAUUCAUCAUUGAACCAACCUGAAUGCAUUUAAUGAAAUUUAGAUUAUAAAUUCACUAGUAUCAAAUGAAAAAUAGUAAAAAUAGUUUCAAAUGACUUGUAAUUUCCUGCUAUUCUUUUGUUGAGAGUAUCUGGAGCAUUUCAACCAAGUUUUGACGCGAUGUAUACAAGUGAAAUUGUAUUCACUAUUCUAACUGCAUUUGUAAUAUUUCUUUCUACUGUUCCACAUCAUAAAUGUGAGCAGCGGCGUCUAAGCUCAAGAGUAGUGACUACAAAGUAUGGCGCCGUCAGAGGAUUUAUAAAUUCCUUAGCAAAUAGACAAUUGCAACAUGUUGAAGUUUUCCAAGGAAUUCCUUAUGCAAGUGCUCCAAUUGGUUCAUUGAGGUUCAUGCCACCAGUCACUCCUCCCCACUGGAGAGGUGUCAAGAAUGCUGAUCAUCUGGGGCCUGUCUGCCCCCAAAAGUUACCAGACGUCAGCAAUGAGACGUUGGCACUGCGCAAAAUGCCGAUGGGUCGUUUGCAGUACAUUAAGAGACUUUUACCUUACUUAAAGAAUCAAAGUGAGGAUUGUCUCUAUCUGAAUAUCUAUGCUCCAGCUGUUGUGGGGAGAGAACCAACGAAAUUACCCGUGAUGGUAUAUAUCCACGGUGAAUCAUACGACUGGAAUUCUGGCAACCCUUACGAUGGAAGCGUUUUGGCAAGUUUUGGAGGUGUUGUAGUUGUGACAAUUAAUUACAGGCUAGGUGUUUUAGGAUUCUUACCAGCGUUUGAUGGAACUGCAAGAGGAAAUUAUGGUUUAAUGGACCAAGUUGCAGCUCUGCAUUGGAUACAAGAAAAUAUUGCAGAAUUUGGAGGUGAUGCAAAUAAUGUUACAUUGUUUGGACAGGGGCAUGGAGCAGCCUGUGUAAAUUUCUUAAUGAUAUCUCCCAUGGCUCGAGGAUUGUUCCAAAGAGCUAUCAUGCAAAGUGGUUCGGCUUUUAGUCCAUGGGCCCUCGCACGGGAUGCAGCUACAUUCACCCGCUAUUUGGCAUCUGUGCUAGAUUGUCCAACUCGGGAUAAUACAGCGCUGGUGGACUGUAUACGACAACGCUCAAUAUCUGACAUCAUGCGAGUACAACUGGAUAUCCCGGAUUAUCUGACAGCAUUUGGACCAACCAUUGAUGGCAUUGUGAUUCCCAAUGAACCUGCUGUCCUUAUGAAGAACUAUAAAGAUCUUUUCGGCCAGUAUGACUUGUUAUUUGGUGUGACCAAGAUUGAAUCGUAUUUCAGAUUCUCCGCUCACGAAGAAAAGUUCGGAAUUGAUUCAGUUCGCAGAGACCGGAUAUUUAGAACCUUAGUCAGAAAUGUUUUCACCUUCCAUCUUCAGGAAAUUUAUUUGACCAUAUUAAAUGAGUAUACAGAUUGGCUACAUCCGGAACAACAUCCCCUGAAUAUCUUCGAAACUACGGUAGAAGCUCUGAGUGAUGUACUGACUGUGGCACCUAUGUUGAAGGCUGGAAAUUACCAUUCAAUGUCUCAUGCGUCUAAGACAUUUUUCUAUGUGUUUGACCACCAAACGGAGGAAAGUGAUUACUCACCAAGAAUGGGAUGCGUCAGUGGAGAGGAACUGAAUUACAUUUUCGGAGCACCUUUAGUGUCUAGUUUGUCUCACUUCAGUACCAAUUACACGAGAUCAGAAUAUUCCUUGGCAAGAGCGGUUAUGACGUAUUGGUCUAAUUUUGCUAAAACUGGUGAUCCUAAUGCGAUCUUUGUUGAUGAGGAUGAAGAAGCAGAGGACAGAGAUUCAACUAGAUACAGUCCAGUAAGCUGGUCGCAAUAUGACAGACUGCAUCAGAGAUAUCUAUUAAUAGGUUUGAAAUCUAAAAUGCGGGACCAUUACCAUUCUCAUCGCUUGUCCUUCUGGCUUCACUUAAUCCCUUCUUUAAACAGACCAGGAGAAGGAAAUCUUAGUUACGAGCACCACAUGCUGGACGACCACAACAAUCUCCGCACGUACGAUGGCAAAGUUCGAGACACACCUGGUGACAUUUCCAGAGUGGUGACUGAAGAGGUUUUCUAUCCACCUCAAUUUCCAAUGCCAACCAAUGCCCCUGUUCCACAUUCGACUACCCAAAUGCCAGAAGUGAGCACUCGCCAAAGUCAGAUCGUCGUCAAAUUGAAGCACCCAUCCGCAGAACUCACAGAGGCAGACAACGGUGCUGAUAAUGGGACGUAUGUGAUUGCAGAUAGUGAACCCACUUCAGCCACAGUCGAAAGGACUACUCCAGCUUCUUCUAGUGCUUUUGACAUGGGUAUAUAUUCUACAGCUCUCAGUGUAACCAUUGCAGUUGGGUGCUCUCUGCUCAUUUUAAAUGUGCUAAUUUUCGCUGGUGUUUACUAUCAGAGGGAUCGAAAUAGGAUGGAACUGGCUUUACAAAAGGCUAACUUUCAGCAACAACAACAGCAAAUGAGUAACAGGAUGGAUGCCGGAAGUGCCUCCGAUCCCACCAACAUGUCUCAAGGCGGAACUACGAAACAGCAUCCCAUGAGAGCUCCUCCACCCUCCCCUGCCGGACAGUACUUACAGGUUCAAGAUUUCACUUACCCCAGCAUCAAUCCAGCUCAUUACUUAAACUCCCUGCCUCCGAAACACCAUCAGGGUAUCGCUGUCAUGGGUCCACCUUCUGUAACCAAUACUCCUAAGACCGAUCCUCAGAACGCACCAGAAGCUCAACCACUUUUGCCACAAAACCAGAGUGAAGUGAGGAUGAUGAGUCACUUGUGGUCUCCACCGAAUCAGGAGAUCUCUGUUCAGCUCAAGCCAUCCCGUGGAGAAACGACCGUAUAGGAUGCAGACUUCUGUUUUUCGCUGAACGUGACACCAACCCCCAUCUGAAGAUGGAUGACUGUUGGCCGUCCGGCCAGCAAGAAGGGCUGAUGAUCCUUGCAUGUCCCGACCCGCACUGAUGAUGCAUCGGGAUGAAAUCAUCGUCCAGUAUCCGUCCUUCAUGAUACUAUGAAGCCAUGGAGGGUUCAUAGCAGAACUUAACAGUGACUAUCCUAUUGACGAAGUUUCUCUUUACGGGAUGUUGCCAAUACUUUUACAUCCGGGUGCAUGUGUUUGUUUUGAAUUCGUCAUGUAUUUGUGUCUUUCAAACAGAAAACAAUAACAACAAAUUCGAGUUUACUAAAUACUCGGAAAUAUCAUAUGCUGACCCGCACAGUGUUUUCAACUAAAUGAUUUCUUCGGACAUAUUAAUAUGUCUUGCUGGAUAUUAACAAAUUUUAUACUUGGCAUCUGAUUUCUUUCGAUAGGUCGGUACUUCUAAUGCAAAUGGGUAGAAGAAAUCCGAUAAUUUUAAUUUUAUUUCUAAUUGGCCUGUAUAAUUAUUAUAAUUAUUAAAAAAGUGUGUACUUCCUUUAACUGUAGAGGUAAGAAAUCCAUUAUAUUUCCAACAAAUUCUAAUUUAAAGAUACUAAUUAAAAUGAAACAAGCGUUACGUUUUUAAUAUUACGUCAGCAUAAUAUUUAUUUACUUGAAAUAAGAUAUUGUUCGUUAUUCCUUGAAUGCCGUUAGAAUUUAAUUUUAUUCAAAAUAAUGUGAAUACGUUGUUACAUAGGAGCUUGUAAGGGAACAUUACAAUUUGAAAUUUUCAGGAAUUUUGGAAAUCAUUUGAAAUAGGUAAUGAAACCAUAUUCUUCCAGAAAUAAACUUUUAGUUGCGUGGAAGAAAUGAAUAAAUGGUUCGUUAUUUAUCUUUUGAAUAUAAUAGUGGACUGAAAUGUUUGAAAAGAGCAUCAUUUUCAGCGUAUAUGAAAAAAAAAUUAUUAUUCAUAAAAUGAUUUGCAUAAAUUACGUAGUAUGCAAGUUAAUUAUUCUUAGACGAAAUUGACUACGAUUUUCAUCAUGUAACUGGUAAAAUCUGCUUUCAAAUGUAAACCAAUUUUUACAAGAAACAAGCCUUUUAUAAUUAUUGAGCUGAAAUGUAGAUGUUUUUUUCAGCAUAUGAAAGUUAUUUCUGUUAUUUAGAAUUCAU
Messenger RNA from Argiope bruennichi, 4220 nucleotides. RefSeq names its product neuroligin-4, X-linked-like. The transcript is spliced from 8 exons. Bases 366 to 3032 code for a protein of 888 amino acids. Gene Ontology annotation, biological process: chemical synaptic transmission; neuron cell-cell adhesion; postsynaptic membrane assembly. Gene Ontology annotation, molecular function: neurexin family protein binding; signaling receptor activity. Gene Ontology annotation, cellular component: cell surface; postsynaptic membrane; synapse. The record is from RefSeq and is a predicted model, not a curated record. Lineage: Eukaryota; Metazoa; Arthropoda; Arachnida; Araneae; Araneidae.